Trematomus bernacchii (emerald rockcod) is the source of this 1110-nucleotide messenger RNA. It is a transcript of the gene selenos, whose product is annotated as selenoprotein S. The transcript is spliced from 6 exons. NCBI's taxonomy places the organism in Eukaryota, Metazoa, Chordata, Actinopteri, Perciformes, Nototheniidae. Gene Ontology annotation, biological process: retrograde protein transport, ER to cytosol; endoplasmic reticulum unfolded protein response. The coding region runs from base 171 to 737 and encodes 188 amino acids. Gene Ontology annotation, cellular component: Derlin-1-VIMP complex; Derlin-1 retrotranslocation complex; endoplasmic reticulum membrane. The record is from RefSeq and is a predicted model, not a curated record.
GCGGAAACGCAGCACUAGGCCAACACGUCAUCAUAGAAGCUGCCAGCCAGUCAGCAAACAUGGCGGACAUGGGACCUCAGCACCGUCAGUGACUUCACAGCCGCUUGACAUUUGCUCCGCAGCACAGUGCCUCAAACACCCCGACAGCUUCCUUUGAGUGAGUGAGAGAGAUGGAGGAUGUGGAAGUCAGUGACGGAGACUCGCCCUACACGGUGGAGAAGGCGCCUCUCAGAAACCCGGACCUGACCCCCCUGAGCCUGAACGUGGGAGAGCUGCUGUCCCUGUAUGGAUGGUACCUGUUGUUCGGGACUCUGCUGGUCUACCUGCUCCUCCAGUACCUGAGCAGGAGGAGAUCCAGCCAGCGCAGCCCCCCCCCACCAACACCGCAAGAUGCUGCCUUAGUGGCCAGGAGACAAGAAGCCAUGGAAGCAGCUCGGAUGAAGAUGCAAGAGGAACUUGAUGCCAAAGCUUCCAUCUUCAGAGAGAAACAGAAACAGCAAGAAGAAGAAAAGCGGAGGCAGAAAAUCGAGAUAUGGGACAGUAUGCAACAGGGAAUGAGUUACAGAGGACCAGCCACACCUUCUCAGCCCCCUGCAGAGGCCAGCUCCUCCGCCGCAGCCAGACCAAAGCCGGACAAGAAGCCCCUUCGCAGUGCAGACUACAGUCCCCUGAGUGGACAGGAGGGGGGCUCCUGCUCCUUCAGGCCUGGCAGGAGGGGGCCAUCAGCUGGUGGAUGAGGUUAAAGAAGGUCAGAGAUGUUGAUCUGUAUGACCUUUGACCUCUUGAUGUGCAAACUGACUGGAGGAGGCUCAAACUUCACCGAGAUGUUGUUUUUUUACUCCCGUUUGAUUCCUUAUUUACUCUGUAAUCUCUCAAAGAUAACUUGAUAAUCGUCCAUUGUGCAUCUUGAAGUAGAGAGCUUGUAAUGAUGCCAUUCCUGUAAGCGGUGUUACCAGCAGGUUUGGCUGAUGAACUUCAGUCAGUGUGUUUUUUCUCAUAUGUUUGAAUAUGUUUCCAUUAAUGUGUUCUACCUAAGCUUUUAACAUGUAUGUUGCUAGAGCAGUUGUAGCUAGUGGACAUGUGGUUGAUUAUUAAAAAUACUACAUUCAG